Messenger RNA from Plasmodium reichenowi, 1896 nucleotides. RefSeq names its product flavoprotein subunit of succinate dehydrogenase. Bases 1 to 1896 code for a protein of 631 amino acids. The transcript has a single exon. The record is from RefSeq and is a predicted model, not a curated record. Lineage: Eukaryota; Apicomplexa; Aconoidasida; Haemosporida; Plasmodiidae. Gene Ontology annotation, molecular function: flavin adenine dinucleotide binding; electron transfer activity; succinate dehydrogenase (quinone) activity. Gene Ontology annotation, biological process: mitochondrial electron transport, succinate to ubiquinone; tricarboxylic acid cycle.
AUGAUUAGGAAUAAUAAAAAAUACAUAAGAUUUAUGCAAUCAAGUUUUUGUAGAUUCUCAAAUAUUAAAACGAAAGCAUAUGAUAUAAUUGAUCAUCAUUAUGAUGCAGUAAUUGUAGGAGCUGGAGGUGCUGGAUUAAGAUCUGCAUUGGAAUUAUCUAAAAAUAAAUACAAGGUAGCAUGUAUCAGUAAAUUGUUUCCAACACGAUCACAUACUGUAGCUGCUCAAGGUGGAAUAAAUGCAGCUUUAGGUAAUAUGACUGAAGAUGAUUGGAGAUGGCAUGCUUAUGAUACUAUUAAAGGUUCAGAUUGGCUUGGGGAUCAAAACGCUAUUCAUUAUAUGUGUAGAGAAGCUCCUGAAUCUGUGUUAGAAUUAGAAGAAUUUGGACUCCCCUUUUCAAGAACAAAAGAUGGGAAAAUAUAUCAAAGAGCUUUUGGAGGACAAAGUUUAAAAUAUGGUAAAGGAGGACAAGCUUAUAGAUGUGCUGCCGCUGCUGAUAGAACAGGACAUGCCAUGUUACAUACAUUAUAUGGACAAUCCUUAUCUUACAAUUGUAUAUUUUUUGUAGAAUAUUUUGUUUUAGAUUUACUUAUGUUAAAUUCUAAUGAAUGUAUUGGGGUAAUAUGUAUUAAUAUAGCAGAUGGAAAAAUACAUAGAUUUUUUACACCACAUACUGUUAUAGCUACCGGGGGAUAUGGUCGAGCUUAUUUGUCUUGUACAUCUGCUCAUGCAUGUACAGGAGAUGGUAAUGCAAUUGUAGCUAGAAGUAAAUUACCAUUACAAGAUUUAGAAUUUGUACAAUUCCAUCCAACCGGUAUAUACCCAGCUGGAUGCUUAAUUACUGAAGGAUGUAGAGGAGAAGGUGGUAUUUUAAGAAAUAAAGAAGGAGAAGCCUUUAUGAUGAGAUAUGCUCCUAAAGCAAAAGAUUUAGCUAGUCGUGAUGUUGUUAGUAGAGCUAUGACCAUAGAAAUUAAUGAACAAAGAGGAUGUGGGCCAAACGCAGAUCAUAUAUAUUUAGAUUUAACACAUUUACCAUAUGAAACAUUAAAAGAAAGAUUACCAGGUAUAAUGGAAACUGCAAAAAUAUUUGCGGGAGUUGAUGUAACUAAACAAUAUAUUCCUGUGUUACCAACAGUUCAUUAUAAUAUGGGUGGAAUUCCAACUAAUUAUAAAACACAAGUAUUAACACAAAACGUAAAUUUUAAUAAACAAACUAAUAAAUCAAAUGAAGAUAUUAUUGUAAAAGGUCUUUAUGCUGCGGGAGAAGCGGCAUCAGCAUCGGUUCAUGGAGCAAAUCGGCUAGGAGCUAAUUCACUUUUAGAUAUUGUCGUUUUUGGUAAAAGAGCUGCACUAACUAUUAUGGAGAUAGAUAAACCAAAUAUUCCUAAAAUAAAUGCAAAUACUAAUAUAGGUGAAGAAUCUAUACAAAGAUUAGAUCAUAUAAGAUUUAAUAAAGGUAGUAUACAAACAUCGCAAUUAAGAAAAAAAAUGCAAAUAUGCAUGCAAAAACAUGCUGCUGUUUUUAGAAUUGGACCGUUAUUACAAGAAGGUUAUAAACAAAUUCUUGAAAUAUGUUCCAUUUUUAAAGACAUAGAAAUUACUGAUAAAACGUUAACAUGGAACACAGAUUUAUUAGAAACAUUAGAACUUGAAAAUUUACUAACACUCGCAUCACAAACUAUCUUAGCAGCUGUUGAAAGAAAAGAAUCAAGAGGUGCUCAUGCUCGUGACGAUUUCCCAGAACGAGAUGAUAAAAACUAUUUAAAACAUUCCUUAACAUGGAUGACUGACAGAAAUAUUGAGAAUACAAAAUAUUUUACAACUUACAGGGAUGUUAUAACAAAACCAUUAGAUAAUGAAAUGGAAUAUGUUCCACCUGUUAAACGUGUUUAUUAA